GAGCGGCGGCCCGAGCCUUCCGGACCCCAUUAGAGGGUGGACCAGUCUGGUUACCCUGGUAACAAGCGUCGCGGCUUGUCAAGAAACCGAGGGAAGAGACUUAAGAGGCCUAUUCACCUCAAUCAUGGAAUCAUCCUCAAAGGGUCUGCUUACCCAAGUUACUCAGUUCUGGAACCUACUGGAUGAUCUGGCUGAAAGUAAUCCUGAGGGCUAUGAGAAGUUCAUUCAACAGCAGCUGAAAGAGGGCAAACAGCUCUGUGCUGCCCCACAACCACAACUCUGUCUACAAACAAGAAUCCUGAAACCUAAAGAAAAAAUACUUUUUAUCAACUUAUGUCAGUGGAAAAGGAUUCCAGCUCCCCAAUCAUCCACUCAUCCAGUACCUCUAAGUGUUGGCAGACCAGAAGAUAUGUCUGAAACAUCAGACGUUUACACAGUGAUCGAUGUUGCCUACAAUCCUGAUGUUCUCCAGGCAGCAGAAAAAGACCAUGUGAAAAAAGAUCAAUUAAUACAGAUAGCCAUGAAAUGCAUUGAGGAACAACUCCAGAUCACUCUCUCACAAUUUUACCAUAUUACCACAUUUAAAAUAAAAGGAAACAUUCAAAGAAUGAAAAAAAAUCUGAUGGGAAUCCAAUCUGAUCCCACAGAUUUAAGAGAGAAAAUAAGAAAGGAACUAACCCUUGAACAGAUAAAAAGCAGUACUGUGAGCAAUCCAGAUCAUUUCCCUCAACUUUUACUGCCAAAAGACCAAGUUUCGAGUGAAAAAGGGUGCCUGAUAGAAGAGAUAUCCAGUACAGAGAUCCAGGUGGAGAUGAAGAAACCAGCCUAUGAAUUAAAAAUGGUGGCGGAUCAGAAUGAGAAACCCCUGAAAAUUGAAUUAAAAGUUGAAUUACCUGGUAUUAAUUCAGUAUCUCUCUGUGACCUUCAUGUUUCUGAGGAUGAUUUAUUAAUUGAGGUCUCUGAGAAGUACAGAUUACAUCUGAAUCUUCCAGAAUCUGUGGAUACUGAAACGACUACAGCAAAAUUUAUCAAAGAGAAAGCUACAUUGAUCGUCACAAUGCCAUUGGUGUAAGUCAAGAGCAGUAUGUUUCCGGUUUUCAGUGCUAGUUAUGUGAAUUAUAGGACCUUCAUUUU
Molecule: messenger RNA, 1134 nt
Organism: Molossus molossus (Pallas's mastiff bat)
Lineage: Eukaryota; Metazoa; Chordata; Mammalia; Chiroptera; Molossidae
Gene: PIH1D2
Product: PIH1 domain containing 2
Exons: 6
Coding region: 125-1072 (315 amino acids)
Biological process (GO): box C/D snoRNP assembly; rRNA processing
Cellular component (GO): ribonucleoprotein complex; R2TP complex; cytoplasm
Source: RefSeq, a predicted model, not a curated record